AUGGAAACUCUCGUUCUGUUGGCCGUUCUCUUGUCCCUGGCGGAAGCCUAUUACGGAGGAUAUGGAAGAGGUUACGGAGGAUACGGUGGGUAUGGGGGAUACGGAGGUUACGGUGGAUAUGGCGGUUAUGGAGGAUUCGGUGGAUAUGCACCAUAUGGUGGAUACGGCGGCUACGGUGGUUACGGAGGCGGCUACGGUGGAUACUAGUGAAUGAUUGCAUUUGAAUUCUGGUUUUUAUCUUGUUCUCCGGUGCUUAUGAAUGAAACGUUCCUAUAGAUCAAA
Molecule: messenger RNA, 282 nt
Organism: Darwinula stevensoni
Lineage: Eukaryota; Metazoa; Arthropoda; Ostracoda; Podocopida; Darwinulidae
Source: the annotation of a GenBank genome assembly